GAGAGAGAGAGAGAGAGAGAGAGAGAGACCCCUAGACUAAACCAACUUAUCCCCUACUCGUCCUGUCAUGCUACCUAUGACUCCUCUAAUGAUCCGCCGCCCUGUAUACCUUGGACCACGACAUUGGUUGGUGAAUGGGGUGGAGGACGAAGUAGGUGUGAAGGUGCUUGGUUAUGACGGAUGGGUGAAGGACGUGGACGUGGAAGAAGGUGUGAAGGUACUUGGCUAUGGUGGAUGGGUGAAGGAGGUGGAGGUGGAAGAAGGUGUGAAGGUACUUGGCUAUGGUGGAUGGAUGAAGGAGGUGGAGGUGGAAAAAGGUGGAAAGGUGCUUGGCUAUGGUGGAUGGGGGAAGGAGGUGGAGGUGGAAGAAGGUGUGAAGCUGCUUGACUAUGUGGGAGAAGGUGUGAAGGUGCUUGACUAUGGUGGACGGGUGAAGGAGGUUGAGGUGGAAGAAGGUGUGAAGGUGCUUGCCUAUGGUGGAUGGGUAAAGGAGGUUGAGGUGGAAGAAGUUGUGAAGGUGCUUGGCUAUGGUGGAUGGAUGAAGGAGGUGGAGGUGGAAGAAGAUGUGAAGGUGCUUGACUAUGAUGGAUGGGUGAAGAAGGUGAAGUUGCAGAAAGGUGUGAAGGUGUUUGGCUAUGCUGGAUGGCUGAAGGACGUGGCGGAUGAAGAACGUGUGAAGGAGGUGGAGGUGGAAGAAGAUGUGAAGGUGCUUGGCUAUGGUGGAUGGGUGAAGGAGGUGGAGGUGGAAGAAGAUGUGAAGGUGCUUAGCUGUGACGGAUGGGUGAAGGAGGUGGAGGUGGAGAAAGGUAUUGGGCUAUGGAUUGGUGGAUACGUGAAGGAGGUGGAGGUGGAAGAAGGUGUGAAGGUGCUUGGGUACGGUGGAUGGGUCAAGGAGGUGGAGGUGGAGGAAGGUGUGAAGGUGCUUGGUUAUGGUCGAUGGGUAAAGGAGGAGUAUGAAGGCGCUUGGCUAUGGUGGAUGGGUGAAGGUGGCUAUCAUGGUCGAUGGGUGAAGGAGGUGAUGGGGGAAGGUAUGAAGGUGCUUUGCUAUGGUGGAUGGGUGAAGGAGGUGGCGGUGGAAAAAUGUGUGAAGAACGGCGAUUUCGUACUUAGCUAUGGUGGAUGGGUGAAGGAGGUGAACGUGGAAGAAGGUGCGAAGAGGCUUGGCUAUGGUGGAUGGGUGAAGGAGUUGGACGUGGAAGAAGUUGUGAAGGCGCUUGGUUAUGGUGGAUGGGGGAAGGAGGUGGAGGUGGAAGAAGGUUUGAAGGUGCCUGACUAUGGUGGUUCCUAAGUUUCCGGUCCCUACCUACUAGCGUGGUCUAAACGUCCAUACCAGU
Messenger RNA from Chara braunii, 1334 nucleotides. The record is from the annotation of a GenBank genome assembly. NCBI's taxonomy places the organism in Eukaryota, Viridiplantae, Streptophyta, Charophyceae, Charales, Characeae.